UCGUUAGUUUCUCUGAACGGCGGCAGACCACAAACUUGCGGGAGAGACCUUCUCCCUCCCAAUUCUUCGGCUUCGCUUCUCUCUCUCUGUUCUCUCUCUCUCUCUCUCUCUCGAUCUCUCCAUUUGUCCAUUUCCCUUGCUUUGAUGAGGUGAGUCCAUGGCUUCCUUCUGAUCCGAUAGCUUUGAUUUCUUGACUUCUGCAACUUUUCAGCACCCGAUUGUCGUUCACAACCACUUGCUAUGGCAACGAUCGGGACCUGUUAACCCACCCGAGAGCUUAACUCGUGGUCUUGCUCGCCGUAAUUGACCUGUUUCAGUUUUUCGGGUGAAUCCUGUUGUGGUUUGAGCUGGAUUUGUUUAGGAAUUUGUGGGAUUUGAGGGUUUUUUUUCGGGCGAUGGAUGGUAAUAAGGAUGAGGCGUUGAGGUGUAUGCGUAUCGCGGAGCAAGCGAUUGCCUCGGGCAACAAAGAGCGCGCUUUAAAAUUCAUCAGGAUCUCGCACCGGCUGAACCCGAAUUUGCCCGUUGCUGGGCUGUUGGAUGCGUGCGAGAAGCUCGGUUCUGCUCCUCCCCCGUCCUCCUUUGAUGAGGGCUCAAUUAACACGACUGAGAACGGGCAUGGUUCGGCGAGGAGUAAGGAGUCUUUGAAUGGAGAGAGGAAUUACACUGAAGAACAUGUGCAGUUGAUUAAGCAGGUGAGAAGAAACCAGGACUACUAUGCGAUUCUUGGUGUUGAGAAGACUUGUUCAGUUGAGGAGAUUAGGAAGGCAUAUAGGAAGUUGUCGUUAAAGGUCCAUCCUGAUAAGAAUAAGGCUCCGGGUUCAGAGGAGGCAUUUAAGAAAGUAUCCAGAGCAUUCAAGUGCUUGAGCGAUAGUGAUUCGAGGAGGCAGUACGAUCAGACAGGGCUGGUUGAGGAAUUUGAGCCUAGCGUGCGGCACAAUGUUAGGAGGAGGAGGAGAAGAAGAACUGGGCAUGACUUGUUUGAGGAUGACUUUGAUCCAGAUGAGAUAUUCCGGGCCUUUUUUGGACAAGGGGACCUGUUUAGGGCAUCCCAUGCUUAUAGAACAGGACAAACAGCCAGCCGUCCCUGUCGGAGGGAGGAACCCGAUACAGCUGGGUUUAGUUUCAUGGUCGUUCUGCAGAUAUUGCCAUUCUUUAUCAUCUUCUUGCUGGCGUACCUACCCUUCACAGAGCCAGAGUAUUCAUUGUUCAAGAAUUACUCUUAUCAGAUCCCUAAGACGACUGAACAACAUGGAGUGGAAUUCUUCGUUAAAUCGUCAACUUUCGAUGCUCGCUAUUCACCGGGAAGUGCUGCACGUGCUAAUUUCGAGGAUAAUGUGAUUAAGGAUUACAAGAACAUGCUUCGGCGAUAUUGCCACGUAGAAAUGCAGAGGCGCCAAUGGAAUAAGAGGUUGCCUACUCCUAAUUGCAACAAGCUACAAAAUCUUGGAGUCGCCUGAAGAUGGAUCUAGCACUUCUUUCUUCUCGCGGGACUCUGUUUUAUGGCUGAAACUGGGAGGGCUAUCAGCAGACUUCAUCUAGGCAAGGCAUGCUCUCCACCGCUGCUGGAGAAUUUUGUUUCCAUUGGUUCAUCCCAGGCAUGUCCGUGUUGCCUAUAUAUAGAGUACGGAGAAAUCGUUUUUUCUAGGGUCUGGUGUCACCCGAAUUAUUCUUUGCUCUGAUGAUAUGAACAAAUAAUGCCUGGUAUGGAUCCAUGUAAAGGUCAGUCAUCAAAUUUACAUGUCGGUUGGGUAAGAAUAGAUCCUUUAUAUAAUAAUGAGUUGGAAUACCACAAUCAAAACUAUGCUAUCA
Molecule: messenger RNA, 1809 nt
Organism: Punica granatum (pomegranate)
Lineage: Eukaryota; Viridiplantae; Streptophyta; Magnoliopsida; Myrtales; Lythraceae
Source: RefSeq, a predicted model, not a curated record